Molecule: messenger RNA, 3978 nt
Organism: Scylla paramamosain (green mud crab)
Lineage: Eukaryota; Metazoa; Arthropoda; Malacostraca; Decapoda; Portunidae
Exons: 6
Coding region: 800-3790 (996 amino acids)
Source: RefSeq, a predicted model, not a curated record
ACGUCGGAACAUUUCGUGUGCAUCCCUCCAUAUCUGUUAGAUGCUGACACCUUCAUUACUACAACCUCGGGGCACUUUAUGCCAUUCCGGGAUGCCUUCAUGAGCACUGCAGUAUCUCACUCCAUCCCGGUGUCGUGUUCGUAGCUGUUCCCCCUGUAGUAAAUUUACAUACUCGUAGCGCUCUCUCUCUCUCUCUCUCUCUCUCUCUCUCUCUCUCUCUCUCUCUCUCUCUCUCUCUCUUGUAACCGGAAAUCCUUUCUUGCGCCACAUUACUCAUUCCUUAUCUUCUGACAUACGAACAGUAGCCGUAAAUUUACAAGUAUUUACUCUCUGUAAACAAAAGCCUGACUCCUGUGAACAUUUUUUUGGGGCCUAUUUCAUCCUUAUAGUUAGCUAAUCUUUUAACCACGUCUUCAGCCAUGUUGAUGACAGCAUGUUGUGUCCCUAGCUGUCCUCUUAUACGCGGCUGUCAACCCGCGAACUGCGCAUGCUCAGAACCCAAUGUUUACAAAACGGUGUUGAUAAACAUACCUGUCGCAAAAACAUGACUCAAGAUUUGGUUAAAAGAUUAAAUAUACAUAAGAAUGACAUACAUCCCAAAAAGUGUUCACAGCAGUCCAAAUUUUGUUUGUAAAGUAAGAGCGAACAGCUAUGUACUACAGGAGGACAGUUACGAACACCACCGGGAUGGAGUGAGAUACUGCAGUGCUCAUGGAGGCAUCCUAGAAUGGCAUAAAAUGCGCACAUCCACUAGACGUGAUUGCAAGACAUCCUCAAGAACAGCACAAAGGAGUUACACAUGAUGGCGUUCACAGCAAGUGACUGUUUUCGCUUAAAAUGCUUGCGUAUAUUGGAGACAGUCGGCGAGGCAGUGAUGACAUACACACUGAAGUGCGGGACACACGGCAAGUCCUCCAAUGUCUCUCUCGACGAGUAUUUGAGAGCCCUCCCGCAGAACUCGACAGCCAACUACGGCAAGAUAAUUAAAGAAAUAAUAAGGCGACAACCUGUACAACCUGAAAAGAUUCCUGAUGUGUACCAGAGCCACUUAAGAAAGCAGUUUACUUCAACAGACAUGAGUCAAAUAAAAAAGAGCCCUUCCUGCGCCCACUUCGACAUAACUCUCCUUUACAAAAGCAUCAAGCUGGCGUGUGAGAACGUUGCAGGGAUCAGUGACUCAAAGUGGACUCACAAAAGUAGCGAGAUGGAGUAUUUAAUUACAGAGAUAAAGAACUCAAGGAAUGAAGUUGUGCACGAAAAGUCUCCCAUGAGUGAGGAACAGUUCCUGACAAAACUUAAAGAGCUGAGUGUUCUCUUGGUCAGCGCCUUGGAGGCCACUCAGAUGAGGUACUGCAGACCCGAGGCUGAAUUGAAGGACAAGAAGGAGGAGGUGUUCAGAGCUUUUGAUGACAUCAGGAAGGAUAAUAUUGGGGAAGAAGAAAUAUUACAACGAUCAGCGAGCAAAAUAUUGCCACUUUUCAAGAUGGAAGCUAACAAAGAACUCCAGCGUAGCCUCGACUGCGCCAAGUACCUCGACCCACUUCACUUCCUGUGUGGCCACGAAAAUCACACGGUCGACGUUCAAACUGUAUUUUCAAGAAUCAUAAUAACAAAAGAGGAGAGGAGUAAAAAUCAUGGAGAGAAAGCAGAUGAAGACGAAAUCAUUGAUUAUUCUAAGCUGCUUCAGAUAACACAAGCUGGAGAACCGAUCUCAUCUCGAGAAGAACCGCCUGGUGAGCAACUCACGAGGCCAAAAAUCGUGCUGGUUGAGGGAGACACUGGUAUUGGCAAGACAACCUUACUCACAUUCAUUUUGUCAGAGUGGCUCAGUGGUGAGUGUGAUCGCCGAAUGGAGGGGCUGGCUCACUACGACCUGCUACUGUGGGUCGUGUGCCGGGAACAGUACAGUAGCUCGCUUAACGGUCUGCUGAAGCAGGUCUUACCAGAAGCCCACAUCAAGUACGGACAUCUCCUGCUACCUCUCCUGAAAAAAUGCAGAGUCCUCGUACUCGUUGAUGGUCUGGACGAGAUGAACGUUGUCUCACACCAGCUCGUGACAAGCAUCCUCAGUGAAGGGAAAGAAUCCACUAAUUUUACCGUCAUCUGCACUUCUCGACCAGUAAAUGUCUUUGAAUUCAAACCUAGAAUACCUAAAAACUACAAGACUUUCCAUGUUAAAAUACUGGGCAUUUCCCCCGAGGAGAGGACACACGUGGUCGUAAAACACUAUGAGUGGCUCACCGGGGGAAGGUCCAAGGAUGUUGACCGGCUCAGGCAGAUAAUGCAAAACAUUGGCUGGAGGGACCUGUUUCGUCUCCCUCUCAAUCUACUUUUUCUUUCAACUAUGGCUCAUUAUGAUAUGAACUUCAUCGGUACCACCAUAACACAGUCCCAUCUAUACCAGUUCAUCCACAAGUGGAGCGUGGAGAAGCUACACCAUAGAUUAGCUGCACAUGCCAAUGUUCUGCACGACAGAGUGCUCCUCGAAAAGAAAAUAGACAAUGUUUUGAAGGUAAUAUACUUCAUAGCACUAAAAGGAAUCCUUGAAGGUCGUAUCUAUCUAUCAGAGGAGGAUCAAGACCUGUUAACUGCUUCCUGUAUCAGAGAGGGUGUGCCAAGAGAGGAGGUGAUGCCGACAUUUUAUUCCUUGCGACGAGAAGUGACAUUCGGCGUGCCGAAGGAGCGGUACUAUGCCCCACACAAAGGGGUUCAGGAAUUCUUUGCGGCCCAGCACAUUAUUGACCAAGUGAUCAAAUGUAAGAAAAAAAACAUCAGGAGCGUCCUGAAAAACUUUAUGGCGGGAAAGAAACUACGUCUUCAGCCGCUAAAUAAUGUGCUCCGUCACCUCUUGGGCCUACUGACUCGGCAGAAUAAGCCUGUUGUCAAGGCAAUGAAGGAAACUGUGAAUAUGAUACAUAAAUCUGGAGUAAAGCGGAUUCAUGAUUGGAUGUUUCUGCUGACAGACAUAGAGGCACAUCCAGCCACUGUGCAGCACAUAUGGCAUCGUAUCAAAAAAGACAAAGACACAGAACAUGGUGAGAUAUUCAUACGCGAUAGCACAGUGCACGCUGCAGCUUGCCUAUUGCCGCUCAUCCCUAGCAGGGCAGUGAACGUUAUAGUGGAGAGAGAGUUACCGUGGAUGGAUACCUUGCUACGGGCCAUUGGUAACCACAAACUAUUACGUCUGUGGCUGGAGCAUCACUACACUCACCCUGAUCCAGCCACUUCCUCAGGCCGCCUCCUGCAGCACGUACCGCGGAAUCACCUGAUGUGGUUCAAAGGCCAUAUCAAUGCUGAGCACCUGCCGUUACUCCCUGUGUGCCUGCAAGACCUCGCCUUGGCAGUGGCAGGCAGCGACCACGCCAGCACCUUCCUGCCUGCCCUCAAGAGUGUCCUGCCAUCACUCCCUCGCUUGCACAACAUCGUCAUCCACGUUCCCGUAACAAAAGUUAACCCACAAGUACUCACGGCGCUGCCUGCGGUGCGGAAUGUUUCGCUCAUCUUGUCCGCCAUGGGAGAGCAGGAUGUAGAAUUGGCCUGGCGUAUUGCAGCGGCCUUGUGCCCCAACGCGAUAGGAUACGGGGCCAUCAGAUUUGCGGUGACUAGCUUAACGAUGGCUGGGUGGAAGAGGCUGCUGAGGGGUCUGGCAAGGGCCGGGGUGAGUGUCGCGCAUGCUAUUGUAAUACCCAAACCCGCCAUCACUAACGAGGAGCGGCGCGAGCUGGACACCCUCUCCAAGCUCCUGCUGGGGUGUAGCACGAUGAAAGCGGCCCCCGAUAUGAUAUGGUAGUACGGGAUCUCAGCACGUGAAGACCAAACUCAAUGACCUGCAACAAGUACAUUUGCAGCUACCGUGACCUGCUUCUCCUUCUGUCUCGUGUCGAUGAGGCUCAACGUUAUAACUUAUUCUAUAACACUUAUUCUAGUCACGAAAAAGGCGCAAUAUGUACAAAAUUAUAUAAAAAUAGAAUUCGCUGA